Messenger RNA from Plasmodium yoelii, 1869 nucleotides. RefSeq names its product protein CAF40, putative. Gene Ontology annotation, cellular component: CCR4-NOT core complex; P-body; CCR4-NOT complex. The record is from RefSeq and is a predicted model, not a curated record. The transcript has a single exon. Gene Ontology annotation, biological process: mRNA catabolic process; negative regulation of translation. Lineage: Eukaryota; Apicomplexa; Aconoidasida; Haemosporida; Plasmodiidae. Bases 1 to 1869 code for a protein of 622 amino acids.
AUGAUGAAUGACAAUGGUUUAAAUAACCAUAAAAUGAACAACACAAAUAAUUCUGGUAUUGGAAAUAAUAGAAAUAUAAUGUUUCAGAAUCGUGGAGGAAUUAAUCAAAACUCUUCAAACCCCAAUAUUUCAAUUGGGGCAUCAAAUAAUAUACAUCAUAUAACAACACAAGGAAAUACAAACAAUAAUAUGAUUGGGCAAGGAAUUAACAAUUAUAAUGUUAGUAGUGUUAAUAUACACAGUAUGGGAAACAAUAUUGGAAUGAAUCAUACAAAAAUGAAUAAUAAUAAUAAUAAUGGUAAUACUAAUAAUGGGAAUAAUAAUAUAAAUAAUGGAGAAAUGGGAAUGACAAAUAAUUUUAACAAUGUUCAUGCAAAUCCAGGAUCUUCUAUUCGUGUUGCACCAAAUGAUGAUGAAGAAAAAAAAAAAAUAUAUCAAUUAAUAUUUGACUUAUGUUUUUCUGAAAAAAGAGAAAGUGCAUUAUUAGAACUAUCACGAAAAAGAGAAAAAUAUCAUGAUAUUGCACCAGUAUUAUGGAAUUCUUUUGGAACUAUAACUACCUUAUUACAAGAAAUUGUGUCGAUAUAUCCACAAUUAUCUCCACCUUUAUUAACAACAUCCUCAUCAAAUCGAGUUUGUAAUUCAUUAGCUUUGUUACAAUGUGUUGCUUCACAUCCAGAAACAAAACAACAUUUUUUAAAUGCACAUAUUCCACUAUUUUUAUAUCCAUUUUUAAAUGCAGAAUCAAAAAAUAGACCAUUUGAAUAUUUACGUCUAACGUCUCUUGGUGUUAUUGGUGCAUUAGUUAAGGUCGAUAACCCCGAUGUAAUCAAUUUUUUAUUACAAACUGAAAUUAUACCCUUAUGUUUACGAAUCAUGGAAACUGGAAGUGAGCUAUCUAAAACUGUUGCAACAUUUAUUGUUCAAAAAAUAUUAAUAGAUGAAUUAGGAUUAAAUUAUAUAUGUGCAACUCCUGAAAGAUUUUAUGCUGUAUCAACAGUUUUAUCAAACAUGGUUAAUGCACUAAUUGAAAAUCCAUCAUCAAGAUUAUUAAAACAUAUAGUUCGUUGUUAUUUAAGAUUAUCAGAAAAUCCAAGAGCUUUAGAAGCAUUAAAAUGUUGUUUACCUGAUUCUUUGAAACAUGUAAAUAAAGCUUUUAUUCCAUGUCUUAAAGAAGAUCCAUAUACAAAAAAAUGGUUAAUUCAAUUAUUAUAUAAUAUUAACAAUUCUGAACAAACACAAAAUGUUCCAAAUCAUAUUAAUGCACUAAAUAAUAUUCAUAUUCAUCAUGUCGGACCACAAACUAUCUCGACCCCUCAUCCUGUAAACUCAAAUAACCAUAUCAAUACAUUACCAAAAAAUAACUAUAAUAAUAUUCCACCAAAUAUUAAUGAUACUAUAAUCCAAGAAAAUAAUAACAAUGUCAAAAAUAGUAAUGUAGGAAAUAAAAAUAAUCCCAAUAAUUAUAAGGACCAAACUAAUACAUCUAAUGUCGGUGCAAAUUCGAGUAAUAAUAAUAACAACAUUUCGAACGUAGCUAAUAAGCCAAAUCAUUCAAAAUCAGAAGCAAGCAAUAUAACACCCACUAUGCUUUCAAAUAAUAAUCAACAUAACACAAAUUCACAAAAUACUUCUACACCCAAUAUUAGUAAUAACCCCAAAACGGGUUCUACAAACAAUGAUAAUAUAACAAAAAAUAUUGCCAUGUCAGGCAAUAAUAAUACUAGCUCAAUUAAUGUUGGCAAUGUUGAAGCUUCUAAUACAUCUAACAACGCAGAGAUAGAAACAGUUCCAACAAAUGCAUCUACUAACACACCCUCUACUUCUGCUAAUGCAGAUACUACUGUGUCUAGUAACAAUAAUAAAUAA